Molecule: messenger RNA, 2313 nt
Organism: Asterias rubens (European starfish)
Lineage: Eukaryota; Metazoa; Echinodermata; Asteroidea; Forcipulatida; Asteriidae
Exons: 6
Coding region: 1-1320 (439 amino acids)
Source: RefSeq, a predicted model, not a curated record
AUGAAACUGGUCAACUUCAACAAAGUAACAGCAAGUCCAAGGGUUCUUUGUGUUCAGCUUGACAGCUUGGAUGUUGCAUGUAACAAAUGCAGCCAAAUUGGCAACAUCCACAAAGUUGUGGGUCACACUUGUGAAGUGACUGUUGAUGUUCGGCCGAGAGUGACCAUAGUAAAACAUUCAAAAGUUAUCGAGUCCCAGGCGAAAAGCACAAAAACUUUUAGCACCAGAGUAACCGAUGCUGCAAGGCUGCUAAAAUCCCUUGCUAACGAUCACCAACAGGGCAAUCCCAUUCCCCAUGAAAUAGAGCAAGCCGCUGAUAAAUGGACUUGGAUCAAGCUGAACGAACACAAAGAGAACAAGGCUUAUCUUCACACUGGUGGAAGACCUGCGUUAGUUCAGAAAGUGACAAAGAUAACCGAGUUAGAGUCUGCUACCAAGAGUACAUCUGAUACUGGGCAGAGUACGAUGUCAACGAAUCAAGCAUUAGCUAUGAUGCGUGACUGCCAUCUUGCAUGGGACCAGCUUCGAAAGCUGAAAAGGUAUAUCCCUAAAGGCUUCACAAUUUCAUCAGAAAGAAAAAUGAGAAAGCAACAAGACAUCUUCAUCAAGGAUAACCUGUGUGGGGAAAUGAUCAAGCUUGUGUUUCCUUCCACCAAGGCAGAUGGCAUCAAUGGCUUUGAAACGAAAGAAACCCCUUUUGUUUAUAUCAACAACCUGCCUUCCCUAAUUUUGGACUACCUUGACCGCCUUGACAGUUUGAAUUUUAUUAUCAAUAGUGCUGGGCUUUUGGUGUGGCAUGAUGGAGUUAUUCCGAAGGAUGAAGUCUGGUUGAAAAUUGGCGGGGACAAGGGAGGGACAUCUUUUAAGAUGAACUUCCAGAUAGUGAAUGUGUCUCAUCCAAAUUCACUCAGCAACACAAUUGUGUUCAUUGUUUUUGAGGGAAGUGAUUCCCUCGUCAAUUUGCAAUGUACACUCCCCAAACUCAUGAGACAGAUAGCUGACUUGGCAACAGUAAAGUGGAGAGACAAGUCCUUUCGACUUCUAUGUUUUGGAGAUUACGAGCUCUUGAACAAGACUUACGGCCUUUGUGGUUGCAACGCUCGUUACUGUUGCAUUUAUUGCAAAGCAUCCAAAGAAAUGAUGCAAAAACCCCUAGCUGAACGUGGACUAUCCCCUGCACGAUCAUUGAAUGAUAUUAAAGCCAACCACCAACACUUUCUCAAAAGUGGUGCCAAAAGGAGUCAAGCCAAAGAUAUUUCCUUCAGUGUUGUCAGUGAGCCGCUUAUCCCCAUAGAAGUUGAUCAUGUAAGUCAAAUGUAACUUAAUUAACUUUUAUAAGGGGAUGUGUUGUGAUCAAAGCAGGUCUGUUGCUGUACAUGGGAUUAUCAACUCACCAGUUACAGCACCGACACGCACACUCUCUGCUUGAAAAGCUAACAAUUCCAUGUAGAGUCACAGGCCUGCUUUGUUACUAUUUAAUGACUUACCGGUACUAGUUUGCAUGUUUAUAUACAUGUACACAUGUAUACCUCUUUUGGGAAAGUAUGCAACUUUUAUGUACAUGUUCUUCUAUCAUUAGGUUAUACUUCCCAGUCUUCACAUCUCACUUGGAGUUUUUAAGAAGCUCUUUGACCUGUUUGAGAGUGACUGCCACAGAUUAGACGAGCACCUCUUCAAGUUGCGAGCUCAAGUGGAAGAUGAGGAUGAAGAUGAGGAUGAAGAUGAACAUCGCGACACUAACUUUGAUGUGCAAAUUGCCACUUCUGUUAAGCAGCGAAACCACAUUGCUCAACAACUGACGAAGAAAAAAUCACGCCUUGAAGAACUCGAGGAUGAUCUACCCCUGUAUGUACUCCAGCACACUGAGCAGCAAGAUGUGGAUGCUGAAUUCCGUCAGAUGGCAACUGAGACAUAUCAGUUGAGAGUUGAUGUACAUGGCCUGGUGAGUUUGCCAUGUAAAACACAAUGCAGUCUCAAAAUUCUUGGAAUAAUGUUGCAAUUUUUCUCUCUUGAUUUGCAGUUGCUCCGUGUUCAUGAAUUUAGCAUGCAAACUUAUUGCGUCCAUUUGUUUUUCACAGGAAAUCGAAAUGAAUCAUGCUGACCUUGCCUAUGGAACUGGUCCUGUUGUCAGCUCCUUGGACAAAGUUUUGUCAACGUUUCAUGUUCAGCGACAGGCCUACCACGGAAAGUCAUUUGUGGGCAACCAUGUUCAUCGAUGCUGCACUGUAAGUACCAACAAUAUGCAUUAAAUCACGAGGGCCAUCUCGCAAACUCCAAACAAAGUUCAGUUAAAUUUAUAAACAAAAGCUGCAU